Messenger RNA from Coffea eugenioides, 3108 nucleotides. RefSeq names its product protein FAR1-RELATED SEQUENCE 7-like. NCBI's taxonomy places the organism in Eukaryota, Viridiplantae, Streptophyta, Magnoliopsida, Gentianales, Rubiaceae. Gene Ontology annotation, biological process: regulation of DNA-templated transcription. Gene Ontology annotation, molecular function: zinc ion binding. The record is from RefSeq and is a predicted model, not a curated record. The coding region runs from base 459 to 2765 and encodes 768 amino acids. The transcript is spliced from 2 exons.
CUAAAUUGAGCUGACUAAAAGGAAAUUAAAUGAUGUUCUACCGUUUCAAUCAAUUCUGAUUUAAGGGCUGUCGAGAUUUACUCAUUUAAUUUGGUUUUAGCUCGGGAGUUGAAUGUAAAUUUGGAUUUGGAGAAGGCCCUCUUAAAGUUUGCGCCCAGUUUUGGAUUUUCUUCAUGUUUCCUCUUCGGCGUUUCAAUGCAUGCGGUUCCUGAGUGAUAAGCACUGUAGUUUUAGCUCCAGAAGACCGAUUUCAUCAUAUUGCCAUUUAUCCAGAUAUGCUAAGUGUUUGUGGUGGUUGGUUGUUUAUUUGUCGCAUUGUGGUGCUAUAACGGACUGACAGCCAUCUGUUAAGAGAAGUUUUGCCAUUAUAUUCAUCAGAGACUGCUUUCUUCUAAAUUAUUUGUGUCCUUUUAGUUAUUCCACUGGGAACAUUGUUUGGUUGCAUCUCAGAUACUGAUAUGAGCAGAGAAGAGUUAGGAAAUGCUAUAACUGUAAGAGCCAAACCAAUAGCUCUAAUGGUUGUGAAAGCAAAUGGCCAUAGGGAUGAUGAAGGAGAGUCAAAACUUGAACCUCACGUGGGGCUGGAGUUUGAUUCAGCAGAAGAUGCACAGGAAUUUUAUAAUCUUUAUGCCACACAAGUAGGUUUCAGAAUCAGAAUUGGCCAGCUUUAUAGGUCUCGUGUUGAUGGUUCUGUUAUUUCUAGGAGAUUUGUAUGUUCAAAGGAGGGUUUUCAGACCAAUUCAAGAACUGGUUGUCCUGCUUUCAUAAGGGUGCAAAAGGCUGAUUCUGGGAAAUGGGUUCUUGCUAAUAUCAACAAGGAACAUAACCAUGAACUUGAACUUCCUGGUGAGAUCUGCCCUUCGCGUAUACAGAGGAAAUCUCUUCCAAACCCCAGAACAACAGCUGUCAUUUCUACUAGGACAGGAAUUAGAUCACAUGAGGAAGAAGGUCCAUCCGGUGUUGUUGAUGCCAAACGACUCAAACAUGAUGAAUUUAGAGGAGAACCAGCAGGUGAACCAUACAAAGGUCUUGAGUUCACUUCUGCUAAUGAAGCAUAUCAGUUUUACUGCACGUUUGCAGCUAGUACAGGGUUCAGAGUUCGGAUUGGUCAGUUAUUCCGUUCUAAGCAUGAUGGGUCUAUUACAUCCCGAAGAUUUGUCUGCUCAAAGGAAGGGCAUCAGCACCCUUCUAGAGUAGGUUGUGGAGCAUUUAUGAGGAUACAAAGACAAGAAACAGGAAGGUGGGUUGUUGACCGUCUUCAGAAGGAACACAAUCAUGAAUUUGACACUGCAACUGAUGCCAGUCAGAGAACAACUUCUGUGACAAAGGGAUUUAGAGAAGAAGUAAUCAGUGGGUUGGAAAAUUUGGAUCUAGUUGAAACAAAUGGUGGUCUUAGUCUAGUUAAAAGAGGCCGAGAAAGUAAUAUUGGAAGUGAUUGGUACAAUGUACUUCUUGAAUAUUUUCAGUCUCGGCAAGCGGAAGACACAGGAUUUUUCUAUGCAGUGGAGAUGGAUAAUGGCAAAGCUAUGAGCAUCUUCUGGGCUGAUGCACGGUCUAGAUUUUCCUGCACUCAGUUUGGGGAUGCCAUCGUAUUUGAUACGGGAUACAGGAGGGGUAGUUAUUCAGUGCCAUUUGCAUCAUUUGUUGGCGUUAAUCACCACCGGCAGCCAGUACUUCUUGGCUGUGCUCUAAUUGCUGAUGAAUCUGAGGAAUCAUUUACUUGGGUGUUUCAAGCAUGGCUUAGGGCUAUGUCUGGCCGGUGUCCUGUGUCAAUAAUAGCUGAUCAGGACAAAGCAAUUACAUAUUCCAUUGCGAAUAUUUUUCCUGGGACACAUCAUCGGUUUUCUUCAUGGCAAAUGCUGGCCAAGGAACAAGAAAACCUGGGAGCACUGCUGUCCUUGAACUCUGAGUUCAAAUAUGAAUUUGAGGCUUGUAUUUCACAGAGUCAGACAGCUAGCGAAUUUGAUUCUGCAUGGAAUGUUCUAAUUAAUAACUAUAAUUUGAAAGAGAACACGUGGUUGAAGGAAAUGUACAGGAUGCGUAAAAGUUGGGUUCCUUUGUACAUAAAGGGCACGUUCUUUGCAGGUAUCCCAGUGGAUGGAAGCAUAAAGUCUUACUUUGGUACAGUAUUGACAGCACAUACUCCCCUUAAUGAAUUUGUUAUACGUUAUGAGAAAGCAGUUGAACAGCGACGUGAAGAUGAAAGAAAAGAAGAUUUUAACUCCUUUAAUUUGCAGGCAGUUUUGCACACAAAAGAUCCCAUAGAAGAACAGUGUCGAAGGCUUUACACAAUAAUAAUGUUCAAAGUCUUUCAGAAGGAGCUCUUAGAAUGCUAUAGCUAUGCUGGAAUAAAGAUUAAUGUUGAAGGUGCUAUUAGCAGGUAUAUAGUGCAGAAGUGUGGCAAUGGGGAUGAAAGGAAUACUGUUGCAUUUAAUGCUUCAAAUCUUAGCAUCAGUUGCAGUUGUAAACUCUUCGAAUUUGAAGGCAUGCUUUGUAGACAUGCGUUGAAGGUGUUCCAAAUUAUGAACAUAAGGGAACUUCCAUCUCGUUAUGUCUUACAUAGGUGGACCAAGAACGCAAAAUAUGGAAUACUGCGUGAUAUUGAUUCAGGUGGUGGCUCACAGGAUCUCAAGGCAUUGAUGCUGUGGAGUUUGAGGGAAGAAGCCCGCAAUUAUAUUGAUGCUGGAGCAGCAUCAUUAGAAAGAUAUAAGUUGGCCUUUGAGAUCAUGCAGGAGGGUAGGAGAAAUCUCUGUUGGCAAAAUUAGGAUGUAUCUCAGGCAUAAGUCAUUUUUCUUCUCUCUUCUACGGUUUACCUCCAAGAUCAGAUGACUCUAGUUCUGAAUUCUGACGCUUAAAAUCAAAUGUGCGGCAGGUUUUGCUGGGCUUCAACUCAUAUAAUUAUAAAAUUUUCCUCAGUAUUUCCCUCAUUUUUUCGAAGAAUUGGAAGUGAAAUGUUGUCUUGAAUUUUGAAGUCAGCUGAUUCAUAACUGAUGGUUGAGCACCAUCUCAAAAGAAAAGGAGUUUCCCUGUAACAUCCUCUGUUUCAGUUGCGUUUCGUUUCCUGAUCACGGGCUCAAGGCAUUGUAAGUGUCGAUGUCUUUUCAUUGA